AUGUUAGGAGGAGUUGGCGGUAGUUUUCUAAUUUAUAGAAAUAGUUCAAAUCAAAUUAGUAAUGAUGAGGAUAAAUCAUUUAAAAAAGAGAAAAGACCAACUCUACCAUUCAAAGAUGAUUCUAAUAAUUUACCCUCUGAUCCGCAAAAUCCCACUAACCACGAAAACCUCCCCCCUUCCGAUAAUAAUAAGACUGAAAUAAAAAAAAGAUUUUUAAUUCCAAAAAAUACUUCGAUUUUGGUAGACAAGGAUUUAUGGCAAGAGAACUUAAUUUUCACUCUCGUUUAUUCCAAAAACCGGGGAAGUAAAGUUGAAAAGAGCAAAGAAAUUUAUUUUGAUUAUUCUAAAUAUAAUGGUAAGGAUUAUGUUUUUAUUGAUAACCAAGUUCAAGCAGGAAAACCCGAGCAAGAGUUGGAUAAAUAUGUUUUUCACUCCGAUAACCCUUCAAUUAAAAAACUUCUGGCUAAAAACCAUUUACAACAACAAAAUCGACGAUAUGAAUUCGCAUUCAGGGUAUUUUAUUUAGAAAGAGAUAUCGAAAAGUAUGACCCGAAUACCCGCACUUAUUAUCUUAAUAAUGAAUCCCGAGUUAAAAAUGCCGUUCAACAUUCCGAACAACCAUUAAGGGUAUUGGAAAUUGGAGUUGGUUGUGGAAAUAUUGCCAUUUCUUUGGCUAAAACCCUGGCGGUGGCGGAAAAAAACUCGCUACUUCAACAAACUAAAAAUAUUAAAUUUAUUCAGAGCAACCUUUUUAUUAAUUUAACUCAAGCGGAAAAAUUUAGUAUUAUCGUUUCUAAUCCUCCUUAUGUCAGUAGUCAGGAAUACCAAAACCUUUCUUCGGUGGUCAAAACUCAACCUAUUGAGGCUUUACUGGCUGAAAAUGAUGGCUAUUUUUUUUACCAACAGAUUUUCCAACAAGCCCGUAAUUUUCUGAGUAAAAAGUUUCUUUUGGUGGUUGAAAUUGGUCACCAGCAAGCCGAAAAAGUUAUAAAAUUAAUAAUAGAAUACUUUCCCCAAGUAGAAGUUUCUAUUUAUCCCGAUUAUGCAUAUAUGGUAACGAAAAAGUCAACAAAAAAACCAGUAGUGUCAAUAGUAGGAAAGGCAAAAUUAGCGGAAAGAAUUUAUAGUAAUAAGGGUCGCAUCCUUUCUUUAAACAAGUUACAAAUUGAAGCAGUAAUUAGUGAAGUAUUGGAGGAAACUAAAAAGUCCCUUCUAAAAGGGGAAACAAUUCGUUUUCCCAGUUAUUACUCUUUACAUACUGUAAUGCAAAAGCCACGAGUGGCAAUGAAUUUGCAAACUAAAAAAAAGAUGACUAUUCCAGCCAAGCAGCUCAAUGGUAGAGCCAUAGCCUUCCAAGCUAUUGAUAGGGAAUACACAAAAAUAGCAAUUAAGGAACAAGAGGUAAAAGUAGGUGAUAAAAAAUUUUUUAUUAAAACUGACACCGAUCAAACUGUAAAGUUCGAAAAAGAUGAUGUUGAGAAAGGUGUUGAAGCUAAAGAUAAAUUAAAAGUAAAGUAUGCUGAAAAGAAAGAGGAUGGUAUAAUAUUGGACAAAAAAGUAGAAGGGAUGGGAGAGAUGCAACAAGAAAUAAAACCGGGCAUUGGUUUUUUUAAAGCCAUUAGCAACAAAGAAGACAAGGAAGAAGAAGUUGAGUUAGUCAAAGAAGAGGAUUUUGAUUCCUUUCUCCGAGAUGAGCGAGAUAAACUGGUGCUGGUCAAGUUUUCGACGGUUUGGUGUCCUCCCUGUCAAGUACUUCAAAAAAGUAUUGAGAGAUUAUUGAGUGAAUUGGAGACCACUGCCGAACCAUCAAAGGAUUUGGUCGUGCUACAGGUUGAUGCCGAAAAAUUUCCCCGACUGGCUCAACGGUCUCCAUUUAACGUUUCUUCUGUGCCAGUUAUCUUUCUCUUUCACCAGGGCAAAAUGAUCAAAAGGGGAAGUGGGAGCAUGAGCGUUCAACAGUUACGAGAUUUGACUGGUGAAUAUCAAUUGAUCUUUAAAAACUGGAGAGGUGUAGUUCAAUUGAAAUUGCCCAGGUUCAGCGGAAUUGGUAGACGCGUGGGACUUAAGAUCCUAUGGACACAUGUCCUUGCCGGUUCGAGUCCGGCUCUGGGUACCAAGAAGAAAAUUUACUUUAAAAAGGCAGGUUCGAUUCCUGCUAUGGAAGCUUCUGGUAAUCAAAUUACCAUUAAGGGAGCACCUGAAACAGAUUUAGAAGUAAGAAUCAUAGAAAAAAAAGAUAAAGAGGAAAGAAAAAUAAUAGUAGAGCCUGGUGAGCGAGCCAAAUUUGAGCAAGCUAAAAAAGAAAUGCAUAAGAAAUUAUUGAAGGAAAAGUUUAACGAUAAAAUUGACAAAGACUCUAAGUUAGAUGCCAAGGGAUUAGACAUGAAAUAUAUCAUUUUGCCAGAUGGAAAUGGCAAUUAUAAA
Messenger RNA from Funneliformis geosporum, 2424 nucleotides. The record is from the annotation of a GenBank genome assembly. Lineage: Eukaryota; Fungi; Glomeromycota; Glomeromycetes; Glomerales; Glomeraceae.